This is a messenger RNA of Fulvia fulva, 3012 nucleotides long. RefSeq lists its product as uncharacterized. Lineage: Eukaryota; Fungi; Ascomycota; Dothideomycetes; Mycosphaerellales; Mycosphaerellaceae. Bases 1 to 3012 code for a protein of 1003 amino acids. The transcript has 2 exons. The record is from RefSeq and is a predicted model, not a curated record.
AUGGCACUCGCCAGCCGCGACGCGAACGCCCGCUCGCCACACUUCUUCGCAAGUCGCAUCGCUGUCCGCCGCGCCUCACCCUACAUGGAGGUGUCGAGCGACGAGAACACAUCGCCACCACCGCGAAAGGUGUCGCCGCCAUCACAGAAGCUACUCGCACCAACACAAGCAUCCUCCUCAAAGAACACCCCAAUGCAGUCGUCCAAGCUGCCACGCAGCAGAGGACCCAGUCCAUCUUCGAUACCACGCGUCAUUGCGCAAGAGACCGCGACACCACGCACCUUUCUCACCAACAAGCCACUGCCAUCACGCCCUGUGGCCUCUUUCAUCAAUACAGCCAGCCCGUCGAAAGACAGCCGAUGUCUGCUAGAUGCCAGCGAGAAGCCGCUCGAGAUCUCUCUAGGAGGCACUCGAUACGCAUAUCCUGCACUCACUCCUCGAUCCGUCAGCACACCGCAGCAGCACAUCAGCACGGUAGCCAAGCCCCGCAAGUCAACGCCAAGCUCUAUACCUCGCAGGGUGUCUGCUACUGCUGGCAUGGUGGCUGCAGCUAGCGAGAUGACCAAAGUCUUUGCCGGCAGCGGUCUCAGAGACAGCAAGAUGUCCACUGCGUCCUCCACGUCCUCGUUUGUGAGUGCCUCCGAGUCGAAGUCCGCCGAUGUGCAGGUCGAAGGAUUCCCUCACAAUGCAUCAGCUGCUGCUCGCGUACAGCGCGCGAGCCCUCCUUCGAGUGCACAUGAGCACUCAUAUGGCAGCCGCGACCCAAGCACCUCCAUGCUCCCUAACAGGAAAGAGUCCCUGCGUGCACGCAUCAGCCACGGCACUUUGAAGCCAGCUACCAAAGGCUCCCUGGAGAAGACUACGGGCUUCACGGACUUUACGAAAGGCUCCAUGCCGCCAACGCCUGAGUCAAACCCAGCGACCCGAUCUCCUUCAAGCUUCUCUCAACUCAGACAGCCCAGCGGCCCUAAGGCGUUGGUGUCUGCACGAGCCAGCUCCCCGGAUAACACACCAUCCCGUCAGCGCGAGACUUCAUCUCGUCUUCCCAUGCGUCAGGGCACAGCUGUCGACCACAAGCUUUCGGGUGUCGCUAAAAGCCCGUCACUUGAGGCUCGCAGCAAAGUUUCGCCACACACAUUCAAAGUGCUCGGCCAAGGUAUCAAGCGUCGAGAACUGCAGCGUUCAAAUACCAACGCCAGCACUGCCAGCAACGUCUCUGCAAUUUCUAGAGUACAACAGACUGCCGAUGCCAUGCAAGGGACCCAGGCCCAUCCUACUACUCCAAACACGGAGCCAGCACGCAGCGCUUCGCCUGAAGAUGACUCUACGACACCAGUCUCCCGUAUGUCGAGUCUGAGUCGUAGUCUGAGGUCCCUUGAUGAAGAUGGCAUACCGAAGAUUUGGGGUGAGGCAGAGUCCAGGUUCGCGAGAGCGCCACCGUCAUGCAGUCCCUUCACUGGCCCUCUGCAGACGAUUCACUCACAAGCUGCGCUUCCGCUGGCAUCAGAUGCUUCCAGCUCGACGCUCGUCAACGAGAUCCCUUCCGACAUUCCUCAGCUCAACGCUUUCCCGGCCCCACCGUCGAUCAUCCAGCAGCAGGGCGUUGCCAGACUGGAAGGAAGUGCCUGCACUGCUGUACACCAUUCGGCCGACUCACAAGACUCCUAUGCCGAGACUGAUACUCAACUGCGACGUACACUAUCGAAGCUCAAUGGCGAAGGCUCGCCUCCGAAGACGGUCGUCGAUGAGCAGGGCUUCAACUCCAUGUUCAAGGGCAUGCACCUGAAGCAAGGCAGAGAUGCUCCAAAAAUCUCCUCGAUCUGUGCAGAAGCUGCCAACGCUGAAUUGUAUCUGCAACGCGGACAGCAAGAGCCACGUACGUCUCGUGUCACUUUCAGUGACAUGCCUGAGCGCAGCAGUAUACAGCCAGAUCCCAAAGCACCAAGUCAACCUGCAAACACAUCCCAAGCUCACCACAUGCCGACAGCCAGCAAAUGGUCCGCUAGCACACCUUCCGCCUUGGGAACAUCUGCUGGCUCGAACGAUCUGCCCACGCCUACCGCCAUCGUGCCUGAAAUUCCAGCUAAAGAUCCAAAUCGGUCGAUCGGCUACAUUUCGAGUAACGAAGUAGGACUUCAGAUGUCCGGGAAGCGCAGGACGGGCCAGAGCGUAGGACACUCCAGCCGCAACUCUUCUCCUACCCUCGGCCUUGGCAAGCAUCCCAAAGGCAGUGUUAAGAACGCGAGGGCACAGAUUGCAGAACGCACCGGGAACUUCGCACGACCGACCGCCUCAGCCGAGUCUAAGAAGACUAGUAGGAGCCCACGUGCUUCUACUGUACCGUCUGUGCCACCCCAUGAUCACCAGCGAGGCCGCGACAGUCCAAAUGGACCUACAGCAGUGAAAGCGACCUCUCCCGAUCAGGCAAAACCUGUCAGAUCGCGCUCAAAGAGCCGACUUGUCUUCGACAAGUUACACGGCAUUCUCAAGCGCGAUAAGAAGGUCCAGCAUGCUCCAGUACCACCUUUGCCAACCCCAUCAGUACCUCUUGAUGAGCUCAGGCGGGCAGCGCCAAGCCCGGUGAUACGUAUCAGUCGCAACGACAGCCGCCGUGUACGGACUUCGAAGAAUCUGUCAAAGUCCCCGUCUUGGCCUCAGUCCAAGCGAGACUCGAGAGCUACCGUAGCAUCUCUUGCCAGCGGUGCUAUUCUGGGCGAAGAAGAUGCCCGUGCUUCGGACAGCAGUGAUCAGUCCAGCUCGGUCAAGUCAUUGGUGGACAAAGUUAUGAAGAAGGCAGACCUCGAGAUCAACCCGGAACGCAAGCAUCGUAUGCUGACUUUCGCCAUGUCCCUUCUCGAGUCCGUACAGGCCACUGCUCAGGCAGCCAUAUCCGCAGAGAAGGCUAAGAACGCAGCAGUCGAGGCGGAGUUCUGGUACUCCAAAGCUCUCAAGGGAUCUAACAUGAUGGAGGCACUUGCCAACGGCCUUGUGGCAGGCGCGACCCGACAUUAA